Aspergillus oryzae RIB40 is the source of this 1926-nucleotide messenger RNA. RefSeq lists its product as uncharacterized. Bases 1 to 1926 code for a protein of 641 amino acids. NCBI's taxonomy places the organism in Eukaryota, Fungi, Ascomycota, Eurotiomycetes, Eurotiales, Aspergillaceae. The record is from RefSeq and is a predicted model, not a curated record. The transcript has 5 exons.
AUGAGCAACGAACAAGAGAUACCAGGUGGUUUCGAAAAUACAGACACCCAUGACCAUGCCUUAUUAGCGCCAGGAGAGAGUAAUGCCGUUCAAAAGGUCAACAAUAAUGGAAAACAGUCAGACGUCAAGUGGAAGCAGGCUUCCAAGAUAGUAGACGAGCAACUUAUGCCUGAUCUUUCUAAUGAGGAUCUAUGGUUGCUUGUUCGGAGGUUUAACAAGCAAAUACAUCAUGUUAAAGCUAUACAAGGCCCUCCCCAAGACGAGCUAGACCUCAACCGGGCAGACGAGGAACAAUUUCCCCCAGAAAAGCUGCGGGCAACUACUGAACGGUUCUACACUUCUGUGGUUGUAGGAUUGGUUAAUAUCUUCAGUCACGUCACUAGACUGCAGUCAUGGAAAGAGCCUAGACGUACAACAGCUUUCUGCAUAACUUACUUUGUUGCAUGGUUUUUGGAUCUUCUUAUUCCUGUGACCACCGGUGUUCUUGUUGCGUUGAUUCUGUUCCCAUCCACACGGUCCCUGCUCUUCCCUCCUAGAAUCACUUCAGGGGAUGGCUCAGAUGCUGGUAGUGUGGAGCAGUCUACGCGUGAUAGUAUUACCAAUUCCCCAGAAACAUACAAAGGCGAAGCAGCAGAGCAGGAGGCCUCCAACUUGGUCAACGAUAUCGCUAAUAUCGCUAUGGAAAGUGCACGAGGCAAAUACGGCCAAUCAGUGAUUGAUGGUGAUGAUGCUGAGGGCUCAUCUGAGCCUGAACCAGUCGAUGUCGGGGCAAUCACUGCAGAUGUGCAAGCUGAGAAUGCACCAGUCGAAGAUAAAACCAAAAAGCCUAUGAAGAAGAAGAUAUCAAAGGCUACGAACCAGACAAUGCGUAUACUUGGCGAUAUCACAGAUAUAUAUGAGCAAUUUUCAAAUAUUUUAUCCCCCACCCCACCAUUCCUUGCCAUAGCACCCCGCCUGCAACUGGUGGGGAUGUUGAUAUCUAUAGCUCUGAUAUCCCUUGUCACAUCGAGUCAUUUUAUGAUCAAGUCUGGCAGCUUUCUCUUGGGACUGGCCGUCUUUGGUGACCCUGUCCUGCAACGCACUAUAGCCUUCUUGAACGACAAGGUUGCAAACUGGAAAGAGUAUCUAGACUUACAAAAUACACUUCUAAAAGGCGUUCCCACAAACGCCCAACUCACCCUAGCCCUUCUUCGUCUUGGUGAAAUCAACUCCACACCGUUGCCUCCACCCCCAACCUCACACAACAAUGAACCAUUAUGGCCUAUUCGCAAACCUUUCGGUAGUAUAACUUCUGGCAAAAACAAAGAUGAACCCUCUUCAGCUCUCAUAUCGCAAACCCCAAGCCCCAAACUAGAACUUUCCAAAGCAGAAGCCCGCAAGAAAAAAUGGUCCAAGAUUCUCAAGUUCAUCGGCCGAACAAUCGCAACAGCAAUGAAAGGGCACAUCGCAUUCGACCGCGCAAUGAGAAUUACAGAAUCAGCAAACACGAAGAACCUAAUUGGUCUGUUAAGCCGACGAGGCUGGAUCACGGCACCACCUGUCGGGCCUCUCAAAUUCGAGGCAAAGUUUGAGCGCAAGCGAGGUACAGUGGUCAUCGACUCGUCGCAGGAACAGCCCGUACUCUAUUUCACGACUUGUCAGUCUGCUAAACUGGAUGAUUUGCGACUGGAGAAUCAGAAGAAGAGUGCCGUUUUGUUUCAGAUUCCUAUCAAUGAGAUCAAGGAACUGAAGAAGACGGAGGGGCUGGGUUGGAAGGGGAAGCUGAUUGUUGAGUUGACGGCCGGGACCAAGGAUUCCAUUGAUGGGUUGGUGAUUUCGAGGAUGGAGCCUCAAUAUCAAUCUUAUCAUGUUACUGGUAUGCGGGGAAGGAAUCAGUUAUUUAAUCGACUGAUUGCUAUGGAUGCGCAAUUUUGGGAGAGUCAUUGA